Molecule: messenger RNA, 6273 nt
Organism: Serinus canaria (Common canary)
Lineage: Eukaryota; Metazoa; Chordata; Aves; Passeriformes; Fringillidae
Product: lipoxygenase homology domain-containing protein 1-like
Exons: 43
Coding region: 1-6273 (2090 amino acids)
Molecular function (GO): protein binding
Source: RefSeq, a predicted model, not a curated record
AUGUUUGAAAGUGUGAAAAAACCAAGAAUGUAUCUGAAGAUCAAAGAUGACCAGUGUGAUGGAACAGGCAAGGGUGACGAAUACUGUCAUUUUAAAAUUGAGAAGAAUUUGGAAACAGGAUCUGUGAGCCUGGAAUCAGUGCAAAAUAAAGGGAUAUAUGUUGGACUUCUGCCAGAUGGCCAAACUAAGCCAGUUGUUAACACUGGAGAGAGAAAUAUCUUUUUCUACCCACAGGUCAUCAAAUUUGGCCGGGAAAAGCCUAUGGGAACAUCUGCAGCACCCGAACAAGAGAAGAAAGACUUCAGAGCAUCUCAAAUCCAACCAGCAAAAGCCCAGGAGCCAGUACCUCAAAGGCCUUCAGCUCCCCCACCCUCAAAGGAAAUGAGAAAUCCCCAAGGUGGUGCCAGUCCCCUUCCUUCAGAUGAUGAAUGGAAAGUGUCAAUACUGACAGGAAAUGCAGGAACUGAAGCAAGUGUUGCUCUUUGGAUAUAUGGAGACAGAGGAUUAACUGGACCCAUAACUCUUGGCAAGGACAACAGGAAGCAGCUGUUUUUUCCCAGGCAGGAAGAUGAAUUUCAGGUUAAAAUAAACAGCAUUGGGAAUAUCUACAAGAUAAGAAUUGAGCUUGAUGGAUUACCAAAGGAACAACCCGAGUGGAACUUACAGAGGGUGAUGCUGCAACAUCUAAGGAGCAAGAAAACACUGAAUUUUCCAGCAAACAUAUGGCUAUCAAAGAAUCGUGAUGAUAGAGAAUUUCUGUGUGAACUUCCAGUAAUGGAAGCUGGAAAACCUAUCUAUCCAAUUGUUUUGUACCAUGUUUAUGUCCACACUGGUGACUUGGAGCAAGCUGAUACAGACUGUGCAGUUUAUUUGUGUAUCUAUGGAAAAAGAGGAGAUUCUGGUCUGAGACUUCUGCAUAAAACUGGUACACCAAUGCCAUUUCAGAGAGGAAUGGUCAGUGAUUUUGAAGUGGAAGCUGUAUCCCUCGGGAAGCUGCAGAAGGUGCUGUUGCGCUGUGAGGCCAGCACCAAGUCCCAGCACUGGUACUGUGAUAAAGUCACUGUCAGAGAAGCGGAGAGCAACUCAGAAUAUGUUUUCAAUUGUGAAAGGUGGCUUCCAUUUAUGUCUCAAGGUAUAAUCCAUUCAGAAAUUGAGCUGUACCCUCAAGAAGGAGACUGGAAGAUAACUGUAGUCACUGGGGAUUUUGAAACAGCUGGCACAACAGCAACAGUAUUCCUUUAUGCUUAUGGAGAAAACAAGGCUUCUGGUCCUAUUAUUUUGGGAUCUGGGAAACAGCAGCUGUUUAAUCCCAACAGUGAAGAUACAUUUAAGAUUAAUCUCAGAGACCUUGGGCAGCUAUAUAAAAUCCGCAUUGGCCACGACAACUCUGGAAAUGAUCCCAGCUGGUACCUGAAGGAAGUCAGACUUGGAAGAGUAGUCCCUGUUUCUGCUGAAGAGAUUUCUCUCCCCAUAGAGAGCUGGCUUUCUGAAGACAGGGAUGAAGGUGACACGUGGAGAGAAGUGGCAAUAAGGAACCCUGCAGAGGAGCUUUUGCCAUUGUUGGUGUAUGAGGUCCAUGUAUACACAGGUGCUUUACUUGGUGCUGAAACAGAUUCCAAUGUUUAUAUCAACCUCAUUGGGACAAGAGGAGAUGCUGGCAAAAGGAAGCUCCAUAGAUCUAAGAAUAAUAAUGUUAAAUUUCGACAUGGACAGAUGGAUAUUUUCUGCAUAAAGGCUGUCUCACUGGGAGACUUGGAGAAAGUUCUGAUUAGCCAUGAUGGAUCUGGUCCAGGCAGUGGAUGGUUCCUGGAUAAGAUUGUCAUCAAACAUAAAGAAGGAGAGGAAGCUCACGAGGUUGUAUUUCCUUGUAAUAGAUGGUUAGAUGAAUAUCAAGAUGAUGGGAAAACAGAGAGGGAGCUAACUGCCAAUACACAACAGUGGAGAGUGCAUGUUAAAACAGAUGGAGAUUCCCCAGAGCCACAGGAGUGUAAAAGGACCCUUGUGAUUUAUGGCUCAAAGGGCAAAAGCAAUGAGCUUCUGCUUUGUCCACAAACCCCAGGAUGUGUGUGCUUUCUCCCCAGAGCCACUGAUGAAUUCAUUGUUGAGACUGGAGAUGUGGGAGAUGUUUACAAGAUUCGAGUCAGCUGUGAUGAUGUGCCAGGCUUUAAGGGCUGGCAUCUGAAGUCUUUGCACUUACAAGAGCUGCAUACAAAACAAGAACUGAACUUUGAGUGCAACUGCUGGCUCACUCUUAAGAAGGGGAAUAAGGAGCUGGUGAAAGAAUUCCCCACAGUCACUGAGGACCACAAAACUUUACCAGUCUAUAAGUAUGUUGUUUCUGUACAUGUUGGUGACCGCUGGGGAGCUGGGACUUUUGCAAAUGUUUAUAUCACUCUCUAUGGCAAAAGAGGGGACACAGGUGUGAGGAAACUUCAGACAUCUCUAAUGAAAGGAAGAAAAUUUCAAAGAAAUAAGGUGGAUUCAUUUUUGGUGGAAGCUGUUUCUCUGAGCCAAUUGCAAAAAGUGGUCAUAGGUCAUGAUGGAGAAGGCUACGGGGCAGGGAUGUACCUCAAGAUGGUAACAGUCAAGAAAUCUCAAGAUUCAGACAAAGAAUGGGUCUUUCCACUGUGGAACUGGCUUGAUACUCAUCUGGGUUUAUGUGAGACUGUUUGUGAGAUUGUAACAGUAGGUAGAAGGUCGACUCUUAGUCCUAAACUGCCUGAAAUCAACAUGAAGUCAUCAGGUUUCUGGAUAAUGGAUAUCACUGGAUCUGACUUGAGUGCUGAAGAGGAUCCAAUAUGCCUUUCUUUUAUCUUCUACGGCAACCUGAGCCACAAAAAGUUGCCACUUCAAGUCACAGGAAAAGCGAUUCAGAUCAAGGAUGAACUGGCAGGUAUUGGCUCAAUAUACAAAGUUCAGGUAACUGGCCCACACAGCGAGCUAAAACAGCCAUGGCACUUAGAUUUACUGCAUAUGAAGCACCCAGACAGAAAAGAAGAGAUGUAUUUAGCUUUUGACUGCUGGUUCAACCCUAAGGAAGACAAAUGUGUGGAGCUGCCAGCUCUCUAUGCAGAUCAGGAUCCUUUGCCUGUUGUGGAGUACGAAAUCCAUUUGCACACGGGAGACUGGAAGAAGGCAGAUGCCACUGGAGAGGUUUAUCUUCGUAUACAAGGAGAAAAAAGUGACUCAGGGAAGCGAUGGCUUAACUCAAAAAACAGCCUGAUCACUUUUGCUAGAGGGCAGGUGGAUAUUUUCAAAAUCAAAUCUGUAUACCUUGGCAAGUUGAAUCAAGUUUGUGUUGGAUUUAAAAGUCUUAGAAAAGAUGGGUGGUUUUUGGAAAAAAUUCUUAUAAAAGAAGUCUCCUACCCUUUUUCUACACAUGUUUUUUUUCACAAUGGAUGGAUCAAUAAACGCUCCAAGGAAGAUUUUGUAGAAGUCCCAAUUCCGCUCAAAGAGACAUCUGUGACAUCUCUUCCCACGAAAAAUUUAGAUACAAAAAGUAGAGGACGAUGGCAAACAUGGGUGCACUGCACACAAGUACCAGAAGAUGUUCCUAACAUUCAAGUUGUUGCAUUUGGAAGAAAAGGGAAAUCCCCUGCACAGAAAGUUCAAAAUCUGAGUGAUACUCCCUUUUUGUUGACCAUUGGUGAUAUUGGAGAUAUAUUAAAAGUCUCCUUUGUGUUAUCUGGUCCAUCCUUGAGAAAAGGAAUUAAACUCCACAAGCUUCAGCUGAAAGACCUGGACACUAAACAAGAGUUGAGCUUUCACACUGAAGCCUCAUGUCUGUUUGGAGAAGAUGGAUCUGAGACCGUGACAGAGCUUGCUGCAGUCAGGCCAGACCAGCCACCACUCAGGGAAGUCCUUUACUUCAUCAAUGUCCAUACAGGAACACUGCCUGCAUCAGGAACUGAUGCAGAUGUAUUUAUCACAGUAUUUGGAGAGUGGGGAGAUUCCUGCAAAAGGAGACUAGGGCACUCACAUUUUGAAAGAGGGCAGGUUUGUGUCUCUGAAAUGAGAGCAGUAGACCUUGGACAGUUAAGCAAAGUGCUUGUUGAGCACCAUAAUGUGGGUUAUGGAGCUGGAUGGUACCUCGACCAAGUUGUCAUCCAUGAAUCAGGCAAGACUGAAGAACAAUAUGUAUUUCUUUGCCAGCAAUGGUUAGACAGUGGAGUUGGUGAUGCACAGAUGGAACGAACAUUGAAACUUCUUGGAAAAGUCAGGAAUGGAGUGUUGACCGGAAAGAUUUAUGGGACUUGGGAUAUCCACGUCACAACGAGUGAUAUUUCUUCUAGUUCCACGAACCCUAAAAUGUCUCUAACUGUAUGUGGUGAAAAAGGAACUUGUACUUCAGUCACACUCCCCAAAGGAUCCCUUAAAAAAGAGCAGAUUUAUGAGACUUCUAUUGAACUAAGUAAGAAAUUUAAUACUAUAUUCAAAGUUCGCCUAGAAAUUGAAGAAGCUGGAGAAGGAGAGACUUGGCAUUGCCGGGAGGUAAAGCUUCAACACAGAGAAACUAAAAAUGUUCUAGAAUUCCCAUUUUGUCAUAACUUUGUCGAUGAAGACGGAGGAAGAGUGACUGAGCUUCCAGUUCUCACAGCUGGGUCUCCUUUUCCAGCAGUGAAAAUCUAUGUUCUCUACAUCACCACGGGAGCUAUCCCUGGGUCAGGAACAGAUGCAGAUGUGUAUGUCAUGCUGCAAGGCUCCUUGGGAGAUACUGGCAGAAGAAAGUUAAUUAGAAAAGGAGAUGAAAAUUUCACUAAAGGAAAGGUGGAUAUUUUUCAAGUGGAGGCAGUAGAUAUUGGUAUUCUGCAAAGCAUGGUUGUUGAAAAAGGAAGAGGCUCUGACUGGCUUCUGGAGAAGGUUAUUGUGAAAGAGUCAGCAUCUUCAGGGACAGAAACACUGUUUAUGGCUCAAACAUGGCUUAAAGACAGACGUGAUGAAAAAAGAUCUGCCUCAGUAACUCUGGAUGUCACAGAAGUUCUAGAGAGGAGGAAUACAUCUGCCUGGCCUUUAGGAAGAGAGCAAAUGAAUUCAGAAGGCAGAUGGAGGAUUUAUUUCUCAAAGCAUCAAGAAGAAACAAAAUCAGAAUUUGAAAAGUUGUCAGAAAAUAUAUCCAAGAUGGUUAUGGUUUUUUAUGGAAGCAACGGCAAGUCAAAUCCAGUUUCCAUGGAAAACAAAGUGGAACAUCAGACUGAGAAACAAAUAACAUAUGAUAUACAUUUGCCAUCUGAUCUGGGAAUGCUUUAUAAAGUAAGGCUUGGUCUCCAGAGUUUGGAAAACAAUAUAUCCCAGUUGUCUCUUCAUCACUUUAAAAUACAGAACACAUCAACCCUGGAUACCUUUAGUCUCACCAUAAAUAAAACACUUCCUCUUCCUCCUAAUGGAGACAGAUGGAUUGAAUUCCCUAUACUGUGGCCAUUAAAAGAAGCACUUUCUGUGGUUACAUAUCAUCUAACAGUAUUUUCAAGAAAUAUUUUUAAUGAGAGAAAUUUAGUGCAUAUGACUGCAUGUAUCUAUGGUACUCAUGGUGACACAGGAGACAGAUCCCUUCUCCAGUCAUUGCAGAAUGUACAGCAGGGAGAGCAAAAUGAGUCCUUUCUAGUUAUGGUGGAUGCUGUUGACUUGGGAGAACUGGAAAAAAUUGUUCUUUUGAUCAGCAGUAAAACAGACUGCAAACUGGACAUCAAAAAACUGCAUGUGCAAGAAGCUGUGAAGGAACAUCCUAAGGAACAUCCUAUCUAUGUAUUUGAAGUGAAUGAAGAAUUUUCUGUGAAUGCAAAUAAGCCCAAAAUACAGAGAGAAAUUCCAAGAUCUUUUGUUUUGAGAGGAGAGAAACAAAAGAAUGACAUAGAUAACAACUUGAAUAAAGAAGGAAGUAAAGCAAAACAUUUGACAGAGUAUACUAUUAAGGUGUAUACAGGUGACAAAAGAGGAGCAGGGACCGAUGCCAAUGUGCACAUUAUUUUAUUUGGGAAUGAGGAUAAAUCUGAGGUAUUUCAACUCUCUCAGUCACUGGAGCAUCAAAACCCCUUUGAAAGAGGAAAGGUUGAUACCUUCAAGAUUAAGACAAAAAAUUUAGGCAGCCUAUGUUCAAUUGAAAUUGGCCACGAUGGGAAAGGAUUUGCAAGUGGCUGGUUUCUAGAAAAAGUGGAAAUCACAGAUGCAGCUAGUAAUUCAGUGCAUUGCUUCAACUGUAACAGGUGGCUUUCUGAAGAUGAACAUGAUGGCCUCACAAUAGUGCAGCUUUAUCAAACUCUGGAUAAAUCAGCUUGA